Molecule: messenger RNA, 1713 nt
Organism: Hemisphaericaspora subhashii
Lineage: Eukaryota; Fungi; Ascomycota; Pichiomycetes; Serinales; Debaryomycetaceae
Gene: GUP1
Product: O-acyltransferase
Exons: 1
Coding region: 1-1713 (570 amino acids)
Biological process (GO): GPI anchor biosynthetic process
Cellular component (GO): endoplasmic reticulum
Source: RefSeq, a predicted model, not a curated record
AUGACUUCAGUCACCACUCUAUUCACCCAAAUCCAAAACUUCUUCUCCCUAGAAACGCUCGACACCAGACUCUCCCCAUCUUCCAACUCCCAACAAAAACGUCAAUCAAUCAUCAAAAAAGCCAAUCCAGAAUCAAGAUGGAAAACCCUCGAAUUCAGAAUAUACAUCGUAAUCGUAAUAUUAGCCGUUCCAUCCAUGUUCAAAGCGGCAAUGGAAGCUCUGAAUGAAACAAACCCAAAUUAUCCCAGAUUUCAACAUUUAUUAAGUGAUGGUUGGAUCUGGGGACGAAAAGUUGAUAAUUCAGAUCAACAGUAUCGAUUCUUUAGAAAUAAUUUACCUUUGUUGGCAGUAUUGGUGAUUAUUCAUGUUGGAAUUAGGAGGUUGAUAAAUGGAAUUGCAAGUACCAAAAAGAGAACAUAUUUUGAUUUUGGAUUUGGGAUAUUGUUUUUGAUUGGUGCUCAUGGUGUUAAUGUGUUGAAGAUUUGUGUACAUCUAACGGUGAAUUAUUGUAUUUCGAGAUUUAUCCCUGAUAAGAAGGUUGCGGUUUGGUCAACUUGGAUAUAUGGAGUUUCUACAUUGUUUAUAAAUCAUUGGUGGGGAUCGUAUCCUUUUGGAAUGGAGAUUUUAGAUCUUGGAUUUAAAGGUAUCAUAGCUAGAUGGGACGUAUUUUAUAAUUUCACCUUAUUGAGGAUGCUUUCAUUCAAUCUUGAUUAUUUAGAAAGAAAAACAACAAUUAACAACUUACAGCCACAACAACUCGAGACAAAAGAAGCAACCAGUUCCUCACUCGUUAAUCUUGAAGAUAGACAAAGAUUAACAGCACCAUUACCCAUCGAAGACUAUAACCCCAUAAAUUACAUAGCAUACAUAACCUAUAUCCCCUUAUUCCUAGCUGGGCCAAUCAUAACCUUCAACGAUUACAUCUAUCAAUCCAACUACGACCAAUUGAAAUCCGUCCAAAACUACUAUCGCAUCUUCCAAUAUUUCAUUCGAUUCUGCUUUUGUGUAUUGGUUAUGGAAAUCUUAUUACAUUUCACUUAUGUCGUUGCCGUUUCCAAAACUAAAGCAUGGGAUAACGAUACUCCAUUCCAAUUAUCGAUGUUAGGAAUGUUUAAUCUAAACAUCAUCUGGUUGAAAUUAUUAAUUCCAUGGAGAAUGUUUCGAUUAUGGGCAUUAUUAGAUGGGAUUGAUCCACCGGAGAAUAUGAUUAGAUGUAUGGAUAAUAAUUUCCUGGCUUUGGCGUUUUGGAGAGCAUGGCAUAGAUCGUAUAAUAGAUGGGUUAUUCGAUAUAUCUAUAUUCCAUUAGGCGGAGGUGGGAAAUAUCGGAUUUUGAAUAGUUUGUUGGUAUUCAGUUUUGUUGCCAUUUGGCAUGAUAUCGAAUUGAGACUAUUGAUGUGGGGAUGGUUGAUUGUUGUAUUUUUAACUCCUGAGAUUAUUGCCACUAGUUAUUUCAAAAGGUUUUCGGAAGCUUGGUGGUAUAGAUAUUUAUGUGGAUUAGGAGCGGUUGUUAAUAUUUGGAUGAUGAUGAUUGCCAACCUUGUUGGGUUUUGUUUGGGGAAAGAUGGGACUUUAAAGUUGUUACAUGAUUUGUUUAAGACUUGGGAUGGAUUUAGAUUCUUCUUGUUGUCUUGCAGUGCGUUGUUUGUUGCUAGUCAAGUGAUGUUUGAAUUGAGAGAAGGUGAGAAAAGAAAAGGUAUCGAUGUGAGGUGUUAA